Onychomys torridus (southern grasshopper mouse) is the source of this 576-nucleotide messenger RNA. RefSeq names its product olfactory receptor 2AT4-like. Lineage: Eukaryota; Metazoa; Chordata; Mammalia; Rodentia; Cricetidae. The record is from RefSeq and is a predicted model, not a curated record. Gene Ontology annotation, cellular component: membrane. The transcript has a single exon. Gene Ontology annotation, biological process: G protein-coupled receptor signaling pathway. Bases 1 to 576 code for a protein of 191 amino acids. Gene Ontology annotation, molecular function: olfactory receptor activity; G protein-coupled receptor activity.
AUGUACCUGUUUCACAGCUUCUCCUGCUCAGAAGCCUUUAUCCUGGUGGUCAUGGCCUACGACCGCUAUGUGGCUAUCUGCUGCCCUCUGCACUACCCUGUCCACAUGACCCCACAGACAAACACUGCACUGGCAGCCAGUGCCUGGAUCACCGCCCUCCUCCUGCCCGUCCCAGCAGUGGUACAGACCUCCCAGAUGGCAUUUGACAGCACCGCCUACAUCUACCACUGCUUCUGUGACCACCUGACUCUGGUCCAGUCCUCCUGCUCAGACACCAGCCCCCAGACACUCAUGGGCUUCUGCAUCGCCAUGGUGGUGUCCUUCCUCCCUCUCCUCCUGGUGCUUCUCUCCUAUGUCCACAUCCUGGCCUCAGUGCUUCGUAUCAACUCCAAGGAAGGGCAUUCCAAAGCCUUCUCCACCUGCAGCUCCCACCUCCUGGUGGUGGGCACCUACUACUCAUCCAUUGCCAUAGCUUAUGUGGCCUACAGAACUAACCUCCCUGUAUACUUCCACAUCAUGGGCAAUGUGGUGUAUGCUAUUCUGACCCCUGUUGUCAACCUCUCAUCUACACCCUGA